UCUACUUUAUAUUGUUCCCUCUUCCUUCUCCUACGUUACUGCAGAAUAUGUCUUACUACUUCCAUUAUCACCACCACCAUCAUUGUCAAUUCUCACCGUUAUUCAUGUUUCCACUGUUUUUUUAGUUUAUCUGCUGACUAACCUCAUAAACAUGCAUCGGACUAUUGAAAAACAGUUCAAAUUUGCGUAUUCCAAUGGGGCAUCUGAAUCAACAAUGUGUGCUAAUAUAACCAUUCCUUCAAGUCAGAAGCUUGAAAGUUUGGUUGCUCGUUUGAUGAAGUUGAAUGGGCUUCCUUGUUAUGUUGAAGACAGCUUGAAGAACUCAUUGGACUCUUUCAUUUGUGAAGAAACCAAGAAUUUAUACGACUUGGAUGGUGAAGCUGCUCUUAAUCGAGUGAAAUCUGGAGAAGUGUCAGCUGAUGACUUGGUCAAAAAAUGGACAAAAGCAUUCACUCAGGAAGUGAAAGAAUUUGCUAAACCAGAAGAAGUAACAAAUGAACAAGUUUUCUCUGAAGUCUAUCACACUUUGAUCCAUUCUCCUGCUUUAGAGACACUUUUAAACUUGGAACAUUCGUAUGCUAUGGACAUUGAAAAUAUCACUCAAAAUCGUGAUGAGGAUAUCGCACACUUAGAGAACAAACAGCAGAAAGAAAUGGAAGAUGCUCUUCAGAAAGCCGGAACAGUAUACACGGAUGAACAAAUAAACCAAAUUGCACAACAUCAUUUUGAGCAAACACAGGUUGUGAACAGUAAAUGGGCUAGUGAACUAUCUAAUCGACAUGAAACACAGAAACGUGAAUAUAGAAACUGGGUCAUGAAGGUUCAUGAAGACACACAAGCCACUGUAGGAUCUCCCCAUCCAGUUCGUCGUGUGCGGGCCAUGACUGCCUCAGCACUGCCUGAAGCAGAAGAAGAUGAAAGAAUCGGACGGUCACGAAUUCGGUUAGAAGAAAGUUUCACCAUUCACCUAGGGGCACAAAUGAAGACAACACACAACUUGAGGCUUGUGUGUACAGAUAUUCUUGAUCUCUGUCGUCAUAAACCCCAUACAGUUGGUGGUGUGAUCAUUCCUGAACCGCAGCGUUUGCAGACUGCUAUGUCGUUAUAUUCAAACAACUUGUGUGGAUUGGUGUUCUUGGUUGAUAAUCGACUAAAUUCAUACACUGGCAUCAAACGAGAAUUUGCUCGUGUGUGUGAUCAAGCAACAGAUUUCCAUUUUCUUGAUCUGGAGCAGCAGUUUGCCCUAAUAGAAUCUCAGAUCAGUUUAGCUAAUGACUGGAGUAUGCUGAGAAAGUCUUCUGAUCCAGAGGCAGUUGAAUCAACAAGUGUAAAAAGUUUUGGCAGCAGCAACAGCGAUGGUCAGGAUAAAACAUCAAAACUACAGACAGGAGAUGUAUAUAUUACGAAACAUUCCAAUCUAUCUGAAGUUCAUGUCAUGUUUCAUUUAGUCGUAGACGACAGUGUUCGGUCACCAGAAAUCACAUCCAGGCAUCCUACCAUCCUAUCUCUUCGUAACAUCCUGAAAGUCUGCUUCCGAUAUGACAUUCUUACACUUACAAUUCCACUACUGCUUUCACAUGAAAUGACUGAAGAAAUGACUGUUUCUUGGUGUUUGAAACGUGUUGAGUUAAUAUUUAAAUGUGUAAAAGGUUUCAUGAUGGAGAUGGCAACUUGGGGUGGCCUUGAAUCACGGACAAUUCAAUUCUUAGUGCCACCGGGAAUGUCAGAGGAAAUGUUUGCCAACAUCAGCAACAUGCUUCCAAGUAUUUUCCGACUAUCUAAUCCGCUUGUUGUGAAAUCAGUAUAACUUUAGUCCUUUAUUAAUAUUAUUGUUAUAAUAAUAACUGUAACAUAAGUGCUAAGCUCUUGGUAAACUCAGUCCACAUGCUAGUUUUGCUUCUUGGUUGAAGCUAUUUUACUUUACGCUCAUGUCAUUUAAAGCACGAGCAUCACACAACCUCAGUGUCUUUCCCUAAAAAUUUGAGGUCAUGUGUCUAUUAUUGCAAUCAGUAUCAUUGUAAUGAUUGUGAAAACAAAAGAUUAGCUCCCCAAGCUGAGUUUGCAAGCCAGUUUCAGUUCCCAGAUCAUUUACACAGCCUUUGGAUAAAUGGAAGAAUGACAUGACUUCAUAUUUGCCUUUAUAUCAAAUGAAAAAGAAAUGAAUAUUAUAGUAAUUAAUAAUACAUCUAAAUUGUUUGCUGUAAUAUUUGGGUCGAAAUUAAAAUUAUUUUAAUUGUAUUUCUAGUAAU
Molecule: messenger RNA, 2249 nt
Organism: Octopus sinensis (East Asian common octopus)
Lineage: Eukaryota; Metazoa; Mollusca; Cephalopoda; Octopoda; Octopodidae
Product: protein C12orf4 homolog
Exons: 13
Coding region: 152-1807 (551 amino acids)
Cellular component (GO): cytoplasm
Source: RefSeq, a predicted model, not a curated record